UUAAAAAUGAAAGGACCAAUAACAUGCUAACCGUAACAAAUAUUCAGAUUUUAGCGAAUAUAUCAAAAACCUUUCGCGUUAACGCUUCAGCGUUUCGCUUCAAGAAAUCGUUGAAAGAAUGAAAUCGUUCUAGGUUUCGAAAUCAAUAUCAGGUGUUUUGUGCUCUAAGAAGUCCAAGCUUGCCGGGUUAGAUUUUGGACCUUCGUACCAGGAACAAUGACGUCAAGACAUGCUCUAACUGUCAAUGAUAAAAAAUUAUGGAUGAAGUGCGCUGGUAACAUACCCUUUGAUCUCUCGAUCAACGCGCUUGUAUAUUACUUACCAGAAGGAGAUGCGGACAAUGCUGGGAGAUCCGAAGACCAGGAAUUGAAAGAUCGCUUAAGAAGCACCUAUAAAAGCGCCUACCUAUGUCAAAUUUUAUCGAUCGAAUAUCUUGCAGAUGCUGAAUAUGAAGAAGUAUUCGCAAAGAUACGGUUGAAAGCUGUCGAGGAAGAUGAGUAUCUUAAUCCACUUGAUGUUUUUGACAGGGCAGAAGACGAUAAUGGUUUUUUUGUGAAAACUCUUACCGACAAUGACAUUAACAAAGCCUUAUAUUUGCCAAAAUCGACUUCGGGUGAGAACGGUGUUUUUCCUUCGUAUGAAGCAAACUCAGAGUUGUCUCAGGACAUUGUGCUAAUUGAUUUUGACGAUAAACGUUGGAAACUUACCCAUAUCUCUCAGAAGGCAAAAGACUGUUUUGGGCUUGGAGCUGGAUGGAUCAAAUUUGUUAAAGAUAAAAAAUUAACUUUAGGAGAUACUGUCAUUUUCAAAAAGAACUCUAAUCCCUCAACAGUAUCGGUUGCCUUCCAAAGGAAAGAUUGUCCUUCUGCCAGAAAAUAUGGCUACAUGAUAGAAGAUUACAGUUUGGAAGGAUGUAUUGUAUCCCAUGCAAGGAGUGCAGAAGCUAAAGAGGAGUUUACAGUCGUAUACUUUCCGCAUUGGAUAGAGUUUUUAGUGCAUCCGAAUGUUUCAUUUAGCUCAAAGGGGAAACUUGCUAAAAACAUGAGGGUUAAGAAGUCAAAUCCCCAAGGUACCGGCCGUAAUUGUGUAGGCGGUUAUUUGCAAAUUCUUGGCGAAGCAAAUGACCUUACAUGGUCAAUGUCAAAGGUUCAUUGGGAUGGCGAAUGCAUCGCAUCGUGGGUCAACCAUUGGCAGAUCCAACCACUCGAUGAUCCGAUUCCGGGAAGAUUGAAGCAUCGCAUACCCAAACUUCGCCCUCGCAGAUCAAACCCUUCGAAAAAAGCUCCAACACUGGAAACUUCAUCCAACACUGAAGAUGUGAUCCCUGAAUCUAACACUGGAGAUGUGAUCCCGAUCCCUGAAUCUAACACUGGAAAUGGGAUCCCUAACCCUGAAUCCAACACUGGAGAUAGGAUCACUGAAUCUGAAUCCAACACUAGAGAUGGGAUCACUAAAUCCAACACUAGAGAUGGAGAUGGGAUCACUAAAUCCAACACUGGAGAUGGAGAUGGGAUCACUGAAUCUGAAUCCAACAGUGGAGAUGGGAUUUAACCUCUAUGCUGAUGCUAAAUUUGGAUAGCCAGAACUUAUAGCACAUUAUCAUUUUGUUGAUACUAAAUUGAGAAAUGUCGCCAAAACUUAUAGCAUA
Vicia villosa (hairy vetch) is the source of this 1648-nucleotide messenger RNA. RefSeq names its product auxin response factor 17-like. Bases 217 to 1551 code for a protein of 444 amino acids. Gene Ontology annotation, molecular function: DNA binding. The record is from RefSeq and is a predicted model, not a curated record. The transcript is spliced from 4 exons. Gene Ontology annotation, biological process: regulation of DNA-templated transcription; response to hormone. Lineage: Eukaryota; Viridiplantae; Streptophyta; Magnoliopsida; Fabales; Fabaceae.